AACUUAAAAAAUAUAGAGAAUGGGUAUGAGAAUUGAGAAGAAGAGAAGCUCUGCUUUGGUUGGUUUAGUACACAGUAAAACUGUUGGGUUCUUCAUUUCCAAAUCACUUUUUGCUCUCAAUUUUUUUAAUGCACAAAUUUAAUUGCCUGUUUUUGAAAAGAAAUGGAAGGAUUUGUUAAUUGAGGUUCCAUGUUCUUGUUCCAUAAUUCUAUGUUUAUGGUUGCUUUUACAUACCCAGUUGUUCAUACUCCAAUUUUAUUGCUCAAUCCCGCAUUUCCCAUUGCCAAAAUCCCAAUAUUUCUCUGAGUGUCUUCUCUCUGCGUGUGUUGGUUUCUGGGUUUCUUAUAGUUCUUCAAACCUCCAAUCACAGGCAGCGCUAAAUCCAACUCUUUCGCACAACCCCAGCAUAGGGCUUCGUUCCCCCUUCGCCUUUCUCGACCUCUUUUGUUGGAUCCGACUAACGAAGCUUAAAAUCUUUUACAUAAUACUUCCAUGUUCUUCCUUGUCCGAUCCCUUUAAAUUCCUCUUUCUUCUUGUUUUUCCCCUUUUCUUUUUUCUUCCUUUCGUCCCUCUCUGUGUUUCUGAUUCUUAUUGGGGAAUACCCAUUUCAUUUCAAGGGCUGAUUGAUUGAUUUAGCGAACCCCAUCUCUGAUCCGAUCGUUUUUGGGGCAUUUUCCAUUGAGAUGGCAAUGCCCUUUGAAUGAUGAACAAAUCCGUGAACGAAGACGACGAAGAAGAGUGUUUCUACGAGACCCUUGAUCGCAUUGCCUCCUCAUGUUCUUGUUCAACUUCCAAUUCCGAUGACGAUAGAGAUUCGAACGCGAACUCCCCCAAUUAUGAUUCCGAGCAUCCUUUUCCAAUACCCAAAUUCCCAAUGGCUGUUUCGAACUACGAUAUUUGGAUCUCCGAGCCGGCCUCUGUGUUGGAACGCCGUGGCCGUCUUCUUCGAGAAAUGGGUCUUAGCGGUGACCCUUCUCUCUCUCGGUCUAAUACGGCUUUGGAAUUGGAUCAUAGAGAAAAGGGUGCUGCCGAUUUUGGUCGAUCGGCGUCGUCGGAGUAUUUGAGUCGUCAACGACAGCUUCCCCCUGUCAUCAUUCGCUCGAAAUCGGAUGGUUCGGCUGAUUGCAACAGGAACACGAGCUCUUCACAAGCUUCCGGCAGUGAUGCUGAUAAUCAGUGUAAUUAUUCGUCGUCUAUUACUUCUCCUUCAAUUCUUUCAUUUCAUUUGGUUGAUGAGACCCCCACCACUUCAUUUGCAAAUAAUCGUAAUCGUUUAGUUGUUAAGUCCCUAAGCUGCAAGAGCGAGGGAGCUUCAUCGGUUGCUUAUAUUGCUUCACAGCAUAAGCCACCUUCUGGGAAAAAUUGUAGAUGGGCAGAUGAGAUUCGAAGCGAUUCAAUGGUUUUGAAUACCAAUUCUGAUCCUAAUCGAUCGGCAUUGUCUCAGAAUGGCGAGAAUAGACGAGAGAUUAGUGAGGAUUCGGGUUGUUCUACGAGUGGAAUGGUCGAUGAGAAAGUCUGCACUAUCAAGGAUCUUGACAAUGGGAAAGAGUUUGUUGUGAAUGAGAUUAGUGAAAAUGGUAUGUGGAACAAGCUCAAGGAAGUGGGCACUGGGAGACAGUUGACCAUGGAGGAGUUUGAGAUGUGUGUUGGGCAUUCACCCAUUGUUCAAGAACUCAUGAGGCGACAGAACGUGGAGGAUGGUUGUAAUGGUUGUAACGAAAACGUUGAUUUAAAUGUGAAUGGGGAUAUCGGUAGCGGUUCGAAAUUGAAAAAGAAAGGAGGUUGGUUGAAGAGUAUAAAGAAUGUUGCUAGCACGGUGAAAGGUCAAAAGGAGAGACGUAGCAGUGACGAGAGGGAUACUUCAUCUGAGAAAGGUGGAAGGAGGUCAAGCUCUGCAACAGAUGAUAGCCAAGAUGUUUCGUUUCAUGGACCGGAGAGAGUACGAGUUCGGCAGUAUGGAAAGUCAAGUAAAGAAUUGUCUGCACUCUACAAGAGCCAAGAGAUACAAGCACACAGUGGGUCAAUAUGGACCAUUAAGUUCAGUUUGGAUGGGAAGUACCUUGCAAGUGCAGGAGAGGACCGUAUCAUUCAUGUUUGGCAGGUCGUCGAGUCGGAGAAGAAGGGCGAGCUACUGAUGGAGAAACCCGAAGAAGGGAAUUUGAGUUUCUUACUUACAGCUAACGAAUCACCAGAGCCGACUUCGUUAUCUCCAAAUGUGGAUAGCCAUCAUGAGAAGAAGAGAAGAGGGAGAUCUUCUAUUAGCCGAAAAUCAGUGAGCUUGGAGAAUGUUAUAGUACCUGAGACUGUAUUUGGGCUUUCCGAAAAACCCGUCUGUUCAUUCGAGGGGCAUCUCGAUGUCGUGCUUGACCUUUCUUGGUCCAAAUCGCAGCAUUUGCUCUCAUCUUCAAUGGACAAAACCGUGAGGCUCUGGCACUUGUCAAGCAAAUCCUGUUUGAAAAUCUUUUCCCACAGUGAUUAUGUAACGUGCAUCCAGUUUAAUCCUAUCGACGAUAGAUACUUCAUUAGUGGAUCAUUAGACGCUAAAGUUCGUAUAUGGAGUAUACCAGAUCGUCAAGUCGUUGAUUGGAGCGACUUGCAUGAGAUGGUGACCGCUGCUUGCUAUACGCCUGAUGGCAAGGGUGCUUUGGUUGGUUCUUACAAGGGAAGCUGCCGAUUGUACAGUACUUCUGAGAACAAGAUGCAGCAAAAAAGUGAGAUAAAUCUGCAGAACAAGAAGAAGAAAUCUAGUCACAAGAAAAUUACUGGAUUCCAGUUUGCUCCAGGAAGUUCGUCAGAAGUGCUGAUUACAUCUGCAGAUUCACGCGUUCGAGUGGUCGAUGGUGUUGAUCUCGUCUAUAGGUUUAAAGGGUUCCGAAAUACGAACAGCCAAAUCUCGGCCUGUCUUUCAUCGAACGGCAGGUAUGUGAUAUCAGCGAGUGAGGAUUCACAUGUGUACAUAUGGAAGCACGAAGCUGAUUCUCGACCCAGUAGGAGCAAGGGAGUGACAGUCGUUCGAUCAUACGAGCAUUUCCACUGUCAAGACGUCUCCGUUGCUAUUCCUUGGCCUGGUUUGGGCGACACAUUGGAACUUCAAGACGAUUAUCAUGGAGAUGACAACACAAUCGAAAACCAUCUCGACGAAAUCUCCUCUGCUAACCAUCCUCCUACACCUGUGGAAGUAGCAAACGGCAGCGAGGAUUCACUCUCGGCAUCUGGUUGCACGAACAGCCCUCUCCACGGAACACUUUCGAGUGCCACCAAUAGCUACUUCUUUGACAGAAUCUCAGCAACAUGGCCGGCGGAAAAGCUGAUUGUGAAUACUCACAACAACCGUAGUCCUCAUUCCAGUGAAAUGUUUCAAGGAUCAUCAGCAUGGGGUAUGGUGAUUGUGACUGCUGGGCUUCGAGGCGAAAUCCGAACGUUCCAGAACUUCGGAUUUCCAGUUAAGAUUUAACGAGGCGUGACAUGAAAAUAUGGAGGCCUCUUAAAACCAGCACCAUUGGCAUUGGCAUAGAUUCAUUUGCUCACCAGUGAUUGGAAUUUAUAUGUACAGAGACAAAUGUUGGGUGAGAAUUGUAAUGUUGUUAGCAGAAUUAUAAGUU
Cucurbita pepo subsp. pepo (vegetable marrow) is the source of this 3602-nucleotide messenger RNA. RefSeq lists its product as uncharacterized. The record is from RefSeq and is a predicted model, not a curated record. Gene Ontology annotation, molecular function: protein binding. NCBI's taxonomy places the organism in Eukaryota, Viridiplantae, Streptophyta, Magnoliopsida, Cucurbitales, Cucurbitaceae.